AUGCUGCGCUACCUGCUCAAAACGCUGCUGCAAAUGAACUUGUUCGCCGACUCGCUGGGCGCCGACAUCUCCAACUCCAGCGAGCUGCUCUUGGGCGGCUUCAACUCCUCGCUGGCGGCGCUCAACCACAGCCUGCUGCCUUCUGGCGAACCCUCUCUCAACGGGACAAGGGUGGGGCCGGAGGACGCCAUGCCGCGCAUCGUGGAGCAGCCUCCAGAUCUGCUGGUCUCCCGCGGCGAGCCAGCCACGCUGCCCUGCCGUGCCGAGGGCCGCCCACGACCCAACAUCGAGUGGUACAAGAACGGGGCUCGCGUAGCCACUGCGCGCGAGGACCCCCGCGCGCACCGCCUACUGCUGCCCAGCGGCGCCCUCUUCUUCCCGCGCAUCGUGCACGGACGCCGCGCGCGGCCCGAUGAGGGCGUCUACACGUGCGUGGCGCGCAACUACUUGGGGGCGGCGGCUAGCAGAAAUGCCUCGCUGGAAGUGGCAGUCCUCCGCGACGACUUCCGACAGUCUCCCGCGAACGUGGUGGUGGCCGUCGGGGAGCCAGCAGUGAUGGAAUGCGUGCCACCGCGCGGCCACCCGGAGCCUUCCGUGAGCUGGAAGAAGGACAGCGCAAGGCUCAGAGAGGAGGAGGGAAGAAUUACGAUCCGUGGAGGGAAGCUGAUGAUGUCACACACAUUCAAGAGUGAUGCGGGGACAUAUGUGUGCGUGGCCUCCAACAUGGCAGGAGAACGGGAGAGUGGGGGCGCUGAGCUGGUGGUACUGGAGCGUCCCUCAUUCCUGCGCAGACCAGUGAAUCAGGUGGUCCUGGCUGAUGCCCCCGUGACUUUCCUGUGUGAGGUGCAGGGGGACCCCCAGCCUCAGCUACGCUGGCGCAAGGAGGAAGGGGAACUGCCCUCAGGCAGGUAUGAGAUCCGGAGUGACUACAGCCUUUGGAUUGGGCACGUGAGUGCUGAAGAUGAGGGGACUUACACCUGUGUGGCAGAGAACAGCGUGGGCCGCGUGGAAGCAUCUGGCUCCCUCAGUGUUCACGUUCCACCCCAAUUUGUGACCCAGCCCAGGGACCAGGUGGUGGCUCUUGGGGGCAGUGUGACUUUCCAGUGCGAGACCAGAGGAAACCCCCCACCUGCUGUCUUCUGGCAGAAAGAGGGGAGUCAGGUCCUGCUCUUCCCCAGUCAAUCACUUCAGCCCACAGGGCGCUUCUCCGUCUCUCCAAGAGGCCAGCUCAACAUCACUCAAGUGCAGAGUGGGGAUGCUGGCUAUUACGUGUGCCAGGCUGUCAGUGUGGCUGGCAGCAUCCUGGCCAAGGCCCUGUUGGAGAUUAAAGGAGCCUCCUUGGACGGGCUGCCUCCCGUCAUCCUCCAGGGACCGGCCAACCAGACGCUGGCACUUGGCUCCUCCGUGUGGUUGCCGUGCAGAGUCACUGGGAGCCCUCAGCCCAGUGUCCGGUGGAAGAAGGAUGGACAGUGGCUGCAGGGAGAUGACCUCCAGCUUAACCUGUUGGCCAAUGGCACCCUGUACAUUGCCGGCUUGCAGGAGAUGGACAUGGGUUUCUACAGUUGUGUGGCCAAGAGUUCCAUAGGGGAGGCCACGUGGAGUGGCUGGCUUAGGAAGCGGGAAGACUGGGGAGUAUCGCCAGGUCCCCCUAUAGAACCCAGUACCCCUCCAGGACCUCCUUCUCAGCCAGUGGUCACUGAGAUCACCAAGAACAGCAUUACCUUGACCUGGAAGCCCAGCCAGGAGGCUGGGGCCACAGCCACCUCUUAUGUGAUAGAGGCCUUCAGCCAAGCAGCCGGCAGCACGUGGCGGACAGUGGCCGAUGGGGUGCAGCUGGAAACACACACUGUCAGUGGCCUGAGGCCCAAUACCCUCUAUCUGUUCCUGGUGCGAGCCGUGGGAGCCUGGGGCCUCAGCGAUCCCAGCCCUGUCUCUGAGCCUGUCCUCACCCAGGACAGCAACCCAUCCAGGCCGGCGGAGGACCCAUGGGGAGGCCAGCAGGGGCUGGCUGAAGUGGCUGUGCGCAUGCAGGAGCCCAUAGUUCUUGAGCCGCGGACCCUGCAGGUGUCCUGGACUGUGGAUGGCCCAGUCCAGCUGGUGCAAGGUUUCCGGGUGUCUUGGAGGGUAGCAGGCCCUGCUGGGGGAAGCUGGACAGUGCUGGACCUUCAGUCCCCAACCCAGCAGAGUGCUGUGUUAAGAGGACUCCCCCCAGGGUCCCACAUCCAGAUCAAGGUGCGAGCUCAAGGCCAGGAAGGGCUGGGGGCUGAGAGCCCCUUUGUGACAAAGAACAUUCCUGAGGAGGCCCCCAGUGGUCCCCCCCAGGCAGUGGCAGUGGCCUUGGGGGGUGAUGGCAACAGCAGUAUCAUUGUGUCCUGGGAACCUCCACUCCCCUCCCAGCAAAAUGGGGUCAUCACAGAGUAUCAGAUCUGGUGCCUGGGCAACGAGAGCCGCUUCCACCUUAACCGGUCUGCGGCAGGCUGGGCGCGCUCCGCGGUGCUCCGGGAACUGCUGCCCGGGCUCCUCUACCGGACCCAGGUCGCGGCGGCCACCAGCGCUGGCGUGGGCGUGGCCAGCGCCCCGGUGUUGGUGCAGCUGCCGUCCCCGCCGGGACUGGAGCCGGGACUCGAGAUGGGCCCGGGGCUGGCGGAGCGGCUGGCUAAGGUGCUGCGGGAGCCGGCCUUUCUGGCCGGCAGCGGCGCGGCCUGCGGGGCGCUGCUGCUCGGCCUCUGUGCCGCCCUCUACCGGCGCCGGAAGCAGCGCAAAGAGCUCAGUCACUACACGGCUUCUUUUGCCUACACACCUGCAGUGUCCUUCCCACACUCAGAGGGCCUCUCUGGAGCCAGUUCCAGGCCCACAGUGGGCCUUGGCCCAGGCACCUACCCAUGGCUGGCAGACUCUUGGCCUCACCCAUCUCGAAGCCCCUCAGCCCAGGAACCCAGGGGAAGCUGCUGCCCCAGCAAUCCCAACCCUGACGACAGAUAUUACAAUGAAGCGGGAAUCUCCUUAUACCUGGCUCAGAUGGCUCGAGGCACCGGUGCCACCGGCGAGGGGCCUGUCUACAGCACCAUUGACCCAGCUGGGGAGGAGCUGCAGACCUUCCACGGGGGGUUCCCCCAGCAUCCCUCAGGGGAUCCAGGCACCUGGAGUCAGUAUGCCCCCCCUGAAUGGAGCCAGGGGGACAGAGGAGCCAGGGGAGGCAAAGGGAAACUUCUGGGCAGACCUGUGCAGAUGCCAUCUCUGAACUGGCCAGAAGCCCUGCCUCCACCUCCCCCUUCCUGUGAACUGAGCUGCCCGGAGGAGCCCGACGAGGGGCUAGAUGGCUCAGAGCCCGAAGAGUGGUGCCCACCCAUGCCCGAGAGAAGCCACCUGGCUGAGCCCAGUGCCAGUGGAGGGAGCCUGGUUGCUCCACCCCAAGGAGAAACUCCCUCUCCCACACCCUCCUAUGGAGAGCAGUCCACAGCCACUCUUACCCCUUCACCUCCUGACCCACCACAGGCCCCCACCCACAUUCCCCAUCUCCACCAGACAUCAAGGAGGGUACCCCUGGGGCCCAGCUCCCCUCUCAGUGUAUCCCAGCCUGCUCUGAGUAGCCAUGAAGGGAGUCCUGCUGGCCUGGGGCCUGACCCCACAGCCUCCCACCACCUGAGCCCCAGCCCUGCCCCUAGUACAGCCAGCAGUACCCCAGGGAGAACCCGGCAGGUGCCAGGGGAGAUGACUCCCCCACUUCAAGGACCCCGUGCCCGUAUCCGGAAGAAACUCAAGGCUCUUCCCUACAGGAAGGAGCAUAGUCCUGGGGACCUGCCCCCACCCCCCCUGCCCCCACCCGAGGGAGAGGCAAGCUGGGCCCUAGAGCUGAGAGCGGCAGGCAGUGUGUCCUCCCUGGAGCGGGAACGCAGUGGAGACAGGAGAGCGGCACAGGCAGCGCCCCUGGGCGCCCGGCGGGGGCCCCAGCCAGAUGAGGAGGGCUGGCUCCCGUACAGCAGACCGAGCUUCCUGUCCCGGGGCCAGGGUGCCAGCACCUGUUCCACAGCUGGCAGCACCUCUUCCAGAGGCUCCGGCAGCUCUCGGGGCUCCCGGGGCCCUGGCCGGAGCCGGAGCCGGAGUCAGAGCCAAAGGCCAGGACAGAAACGCCGAGAGGUGGGGGCUGGAGAUCCCAGACAGAGGGGAGCAGUGGGCUAG
Messenger RNA from Lepus europaeus (European hare), 4179 nucleotides. It is a transcript of the gene ROBO3, whose product is annotated as roundabout guidance receptor 3. Bases 1 to 4179 code for a protein of 1392 amino acids. The transcript is spliced from 27 exons. NCBI's taxonomy places the organism in Eukaryota, Metazoa, Chordata, Mammalia, Lagomorpha, Leporidae. Gene Ontology annotation, molecular function: protein binding. The record is from RefSeq and is a predicted model, not a curated record.